Eruca vesicaria subsp. sativa (arugula) is the source of this 420-nucleotide messenger RNA. Lineage: Eukaryota; Viridiplantae; Streptophyta; Magnoliopsida; Brassicales; Brassicaceae. The record is from the annotation of a GenBank genome assembly.
AUGCCGUACUAUACCAAAGACGACGAUGAAGUCGACGACUUCAAUGAUUACGAUCCCACUCCCUAUAGCGGAGGCUAUGACAUCACCAUGACGUACGGUCGCUCAGUCCCGCCGUCAGACGAGACUUGUUACCCUCUCUCCUCUCCCUCCGCUGACGCGUUCGAAUAUCAGACCCCCGUGUUUUCUUCAAGCCAUGAGCCUUCUGCUUACGGCGACCAGGCUGUUAACACCGAGUACAGUAGCUAUGCCCGACCCAAGACCCGACAUGAAGGUCACGGAGGCGCUCACGUUGAAGGUCAGUACGGUGGAUCUGGAUCUGACUUUGGCCGGAAACCUGGUUCUGGUUAUGGCGGAAGAACGGAGGUUGAGUAUGGCCGUACACCUGUGUCUGAGCACAGCCACACAAAAUAUGUAAGUUAA